Cucurbita maxima (winter squash) is the source of this 1595-nucleotide messenger RNA. RefSeq lists its product as uncharacterized. The transcript has 4 exons. Bases 91 to 1383 code for a protein of 430 amino acids. NCBI's taxonomy places the organism in Eukaryota, Viridiplantae, Streptophyta, Magnoliopsida, Cucurbitales, Cucurbitaceae. The record is from RefSeq and is a predicted model, not a curated record.
GGUUAUUUUCUUUCGAAGUUUUCUUGGGCCGUUUUUUACUCCGUCAAGUUUUUCUCUCAAUAGCUUUUUAACCAUUUUCUCCAAAGGAAAAUGUGGCGCCAUUGUUGCUGCUUACUCUCCGUUGCACUCAUAAUGGCAAUGAUCCCACGUUUGAACACCGCUGUAAUAAACAAGAAUCAAGCCAUCAAAACCAAAUCUUUUCUCACCCCAUUAUUCACCAUGACGCCUGGUUCAGUGGUCGAGAGAUUCUACUACAGCACCAACUUUCCCAAAGCCCAUAUUGCCCUGAAGGGCUUCGACGUUGAAGUUGUAGACGACGCAAGCAACCCUGUCCCGCUCUUUGAAACGUAUUUGCACCACUGGGCAAUCUCCAGGUAUUAUCAACACAAAGAUGCAAAAGAUCCCAAUACAAACGUUUCAUUCACUCAAAUUAAUGAACCAAAUUUCAUGAUUGCGGGAAACAAUGGAGUGUGCCAAAAACAUGUUUUUCCACAAUUUUAUGGGACAGGGGCUGAUUCAAGAAGAACAUCCUCAUUUCUUCCGAACCCAUAUGGAAUUGAAGUUGGGAAUGAAGUGGAAGUUCCUUUAGGGUAUGAAGAAAAAUGGGUAUUAAAUCUCCAUGCCAUUGAUACUCGGGGCGUGGAGGACAGACUGGGAUGCAUUGAGUGUCAACGCCAUUUGUAUAAUGUUACGAAGGAUGAGGUUGGGAUGGCAUUGGAAGUAGAUUAUAAAGGAGGUUUGAGAUGUUGUUAUGAUAAAACUAAGUGUAAACUGAGGGAAAGUUAUGAGGGAGGAGAAGAAAGGAGUUUGUAUGUGAGAUAUACUGUGAAGUGGAUGGAUUGGGAUGAUGAUCUUGUGAUUCCCCUAAAGGUCUAUAUAUUUCAUGUCACUGAUACUUGGAAUCCAUUGACAGGCAUCACUGGAGCUCCCGAAGAACACAAUUGUCUUGUGGAGUAUAACGUAGAGGCUUGCUCCCCUACAAACAAGCCUGAUGAUGAAUGUAAAGCUACCAAAAUGGUGAGGCUAAUCUCUCCCAGCAGUGGCUAUCUCAUAUAUGGGAUGGCUCAUCUUCAUAUUGGUGCCAUUGGCUCAAUGCUUUAUGGAGAGGACGGAAGGCUGUUAUGUUCUUCGUCUCCGAUAUAUGGACAUGGAAGUGAAAUAGGGAAUGAAGAUGGAUAUGUGGUUGGAAUGUCAACUUGUUAUCCACAGCCAGGCUCUGUCAAAAUCAAUAAAGGAGAAAUGUUGAGUCUUAUAUCUAAAUAUGAGCCUGCACAGAACCACGUUGGGGUUAUGGGCCUCUUUCAUAUAAUGGUUGCACAAAAGCUACCAAACUCAUUGCUUCACAUGGUACCAUUCAAGCUUGCUGAUGAUACCACCUUGUAAGCCUAUCAUACUUGAGUGAUAUCCAUUACAUAAUAUUAUGUGUGUUCUAGCAAAGUCCUAUGGUUUUGAUGUUGGAGUUUAUUGGUAUAGGUUUGUUACAAGCCUAAGAUUAUGAACCCUAAAUGUAUUAAGCUUAUGAUUGAAAAAGAAUAUGGAACAAAAGUUUGGGUUUGUGACGGAGGUUGAUAUAUAAAUGACUCGACAUGGACAUG